This is a messenger RNA of Manis pentadactyla (Chinese pangolin), 5521 nucleotides long. RefSeq names its product solute carrier family 26 member 10-like. The record is from RefSeq and is a predicted model, not a curated record. Gene Ontology annotation, cellular component: membrane. The transcript has 14 exons. Gene Ontology annotation, molecular function: bicarbonate transmembrane transporter activity; chloride transmembrane transporter activity; sulfate transmembrane transporter activity. Lineage: Eukaryota; Metazoa; Chordata; Mammalia; Pholidota; Manidae. Bases 229 to 1908 code for a protein of 559 amino acids. Gene Ontology annotation, biological process: transmembrane transport.
UUACACAGCCACCCCUCCAUAGGCGGCGAUCUGAGGGAUCUGGCCAAGAUGUUUGAAGAAACAAAACGCCUGACAUCCGCUUCCCAAGCCACGGCUCUUUCCGCGGUAGAGGUCCCCGAGGGAGGCCUCCAAGGCCCGAUUGGCCCCUGCUUCUUGGAGGCGGAACUCAGGGCUGGUGGGUGGAGGGCUAUUUAAGACUGGGCUGUGGAGGAGGUGGCCAAGUGCAAAAUGAGUGGACUGCUAGGUGCUAGUACCUGCCCCGGCCCAGGAGAGGCCUCAGACCCUACGCCCCCGCUGUGCGCCAAGUUCAGGGAACCUCUCACCGAGGCCCGUUUCCAGCAGCUCUUCGGGGACACAGAGCUGGAACCAGAACUAUUCUCGGGGCCCGCCUGGCGUCGGCAUUGCAGACAGUGGAAGUGGCGGGCCCGUGCGUGUUGGGGACCCGGGGCGUGGCGCCUGCUGCUUGCGCGGCUGCCCCCGCUGCGUUGGCUGCCCUACUACAGAUGGCGGGCCUGGCUGCUUGGGGAUGCGGUGGCCGGAGUGACCGUGGGCAUCGUGCACGUGCCCCAGGGCAUGGCUUUUGCCCUCCUGACCUCCGUGCCACCAGUGUUCGGACUCUACACUUCUUUCUUUCCCGUCCUCAUUUACACCUUGUUGGGUACUGGGAGACACCUGUCCACAGGAACUUUCGCGGUACUCAGCCUCAUGACUGGCUCGGCCGUGGAGCGACUGGUGCCCGAACCCCUCGGGGGGAACCUGAGCGGAAUCCAGAGGGAACAGUUGGACGCUCAGCGGGUUGGGGCGGCUUCGGCCUUGGCCUUCGGAAGCGGGGCUCUGAUGCUGGGGAUGUUCGUGCUGCAGCUCGGCGUCCUGUCCACCUUCUUGUCGGAGCCUGUGGUCAAAGCUCUGACCAGCGGGGCCGCGCUGCACGUGCUCGUGUCCCAACUGCCAAGCCUUUUGGGGUUGCCCCUCCCGCGCCAGAUCGGCUGCUUCGCUCUCUUCAAGACGCUGGCUGCUGUGCUGACUGCGCUGCCACGGAGCAGUCCGGCCGAGCUGACCAUCUCGGCACUCAGCCUGGCGCUGCUCGUGCCAAUCAAGGAAUUGAACGUGAGAUUCCGGGACAGACUACCCACCCCGAUCCCAGGGGAAAUCGUCCUGGUGCUUCUGGCCUCUGUGCUCUGCUUCACUUCUUCCUUGGACACAAGAUACAAUGUCCAGAUAGUGGGGCUGCUUCCUGGAGGAUUUCUCCAGCCCCAUCUUCCCAACCUGGCUGAGCUGCCCAGGAUUCUGGCUGACUCACUGCCCAUUGCACUGGUUACUUUUGCUGUGUCUGUCUCCCUGGCCUCCAUCUAUGCAGACAAGUAUAGCUACACAAUUGAUUCCAACCAGGAGCUCUUGGCGCAUGGUAUCUCCAACCUCAUCUCCUCCCUCUUCUCUUGCUUUCCCAACUCAGCCACAUUGGCCACAACCAGCCUACUGGUGGAUGCUGGUGGGAACACACAGCUGGCAGGCCUCUUCUCCUGCAUAGUUGUUUUGUCUGUGUUGCUGUGGCUGGGGCCCUUCUUCCACUAUCUACCCAAGGUGAGGAGCAGAGGGGACGAGGUGUGGGGUGGCUGGCAGGGAUGGCUACAUGCCAGGACAUUGGGGUGGUCAGCUCACCUCCUCUCCCCCAAGGCUGUCCUGGCCUGCAUCAACAUCUCCAGCAUGCGCCAGAUGUUCUUCCAGAUGCAGGAACUUCCACAACUAUGGCGCAUCAGCCGUGUGGACUUUGCUGUGUGGAUGGUCACGUGGGUGGCGGUAGUGAUUCUGAGUGUGGACCUCGGCCUGGCUGUAGGUGUGGUCUUCUCCAUGAUGACAGUGGUCUGCCGCACCCAGAGCUCCUCCAGGUCCCAGGGCUCUGCAUCCUGAGCUAUCCAACACCACUGUACUUUGGGACCUGUGGGCAGUUUCGCCGCACCCUCCUGCAGCAUCUGGGGCUUGGAGAAGGAGGCAGGGAGACCCCAAAGACAGAUGGCCCAUCUGAUGCAGGUGAGAUGGGAUGACAGGAGGCAGGUUUGGGCAUGACCCAUAGAAGCAUCUGGGUACUGUGCCUUCUCCCAUCCUAGUUGCUGAGCCUGUCAGAGUGGUGGUCCUAGACUGCAGCGGGGUCACCUUUGCAGAUGCCGCUGGGGCCAGAGAAGCGGUACAGGUGAGGGAGAGCAUAGGUGGAGGAGAAAAGCCCCUUGUCAUUUGAAGCAUAUUCUCUGCUCUAGCAUUAACCCCUGCCCAACCUCUGCAGCUGGCCAGCCGUUGCCGAGAUGCUGGGAUCCACCUUCUCCUGGCUCAGUGUAAUGGUGAGAAGUGUGGAGGCUGGAGGGCUCUGCAACCUGGGAGAUGGCUGGACACUUGGGGGAGCUAAGAGUACACUGUGUUCACUUAAGACCUAAGAGCCUGGCCCCUCUCUCCACACAGCCUCAGUGCUGGGGACACUGACCCAGGCAGGGCUCCUGGAUGGAGUGACCCCAGAGCAGCUGUUUGUGAGUGUCCAGGAUGCAGCUGUUCAUGCCCUGGAGAGACUGGUGAGGGACAGCAGCAAAGGCAGUGGGAUCCAGGAGGUGCUGGGCUAAAGCCAGUGAAGUAUGAAUCAGUGGAUGAAGAUCCAGGCAGAGGGAUUUGGUUAGGGGACUGAGGAAGAAGCUGAGGAGGAAGGGGUUGGGACGAAAUGAUUAGUCAACUUAAGAAGUAGUCUAGUUAUGGGUGAAGAAAGGAGGAACUAAGCUCCCAAUGAGGGGUGUGUGGCCCUCAGAAGACUGCCAAAUAUAGGGUGAGGGGGUACCUGGUCUAUCCCUGACAUGUUCCCUCCUUUUUCCAGGAGCCCACUGGUCCAAAGCCUUGCACAGUGUGGGUCUGACCUGGUCAAUUGGAGGGUGGAGGAUCCCAACAAUGUGUGCAUGAGGAGGUCUCUUCCCUAAUGUAACUAAUAAAAUGAAGCUGAGAGCCUCUGGGAGUCUUGAAGUGAGUUUGGGCAUCCACACAUGGACCCUUGGUUCACUGACCUCUAUGCCCACAGCACCACAGAGACACAACUGAAAACAGCUUUCACUUGUGUGUUCAGCUGUGACCCCAGCUCCAUAGUCCCUGGCUCUCUCUAUGGGGAUGGGGCUGGAGCCAGUGCACAGAGUCCUGGAUCCAGGGAUGAGGAACAGCAGCACAGACCUGGGAAUACAUGUUGGGGGUUUUCCCAUCCCCUCAGUCCCUAGGAGAUGGGAGUGUCUCCACUUUAGGUUCUAAGAGUCCCCAUGGGCUCUUUGGCACUUGGAAAGUGACCUCCCCCACUUCCUGCCCCAUGAGAAGGGGGUUGGGGGAGCACUUGGCACUGGCUAUGGGACAAGUUAUGGCUCUAUCCUGUCCCUGGGUACUUGAACAGGAGGAGUGUCACCAGGACAGGCCCCUAUUUGGGAUUAGGUUCUGAAGGGCAUCAGGGAGAGUCAGUGUUCACUGGGUGGUGGGUUUGCUAGAAAUUCCUGGUAGGGACAAGGAGGCAGGCCCAGCCUUACAGAAGGCUCUGAGUGGCCAUCACUCUGAGGUCAUGCACUGCAGACGGUGUUUGAAGAAGAGCAGGCGGUGUUUGGCCACUUGACUUUCAUCCAGUGAUCCUGGAUAACGGUACCGGGCAUAAGUCUCUGCCCCAGCAUCCUUUGAUGUCCAAGGCAGCUUCAGCUUGGAUGCAUGAUCCACAAUGACGUCUGAGCAGGAGCCCACCCGAAGGGAACCAAGCCCAUCCAGGAAGAAUUCUGGAGGUGAAAGCACACAGUGAAGGGUCUUGAGGGUGCUGAAGGCCAACCCUUCAGGGAGAACUGAAAUUUGGGGUAUGGAGGGUGCACAGCAAAGACUCCAUUUCUAAGGACCUGGGGUUAGUAAUGAAUCCUUUUGGGUCUUAGUGUUACUCUUGUGGAAAAUGCAGUCAAUAUACUCACCUUGUGCUUUGAAAACGGACUCCACCCCCACCCCCACUUCCCCCCAACACACGCACCCAGGUUCAGUGAUGCUGAAUGGGCUGCUCUGAGUGGGCUGAACCAGAGGCAGUGGCUGGGAGUUGGGUAAAGGUGCCGCUGACAGUGGUGGGGAAGUUCAAGGCGGACCCAGCGUCUGUGGGGGCUGGGAGGGUGGGAGCUCAAGUCUCUUGCCCAGGCGCAGGUCUUGGUAAAUCUCAGAACUGCUCUAGGGGCCUCGAGUGGCAGCGGUGAGCUCCACGUGGAUGGGACAGGUGUAUCCUGGCCCCUGGGGGCCUGGCUGCACGGAGCCUCGCUCCGCGGGGUCCCUGUCAGGCCAGGCUGGGAGGGGGCGCCACUCACCCAAAUGCGCCACGCGGCUGAGGCGUGGGUCGAAGCCGACCUCUCGCACCUUAUCGGUGCGCGCCAGGAAGAAGUUGACCACACCGUCAGUGACUACGCAGCCUGGGAAGCCGACUAACUCAUGGUGGAAGCCGCGCCUUUGCCGGAGGCAGUUCCCGCGGCCUGGUGCGCCGGACUCCACGCUCAGCAGCUGCCGGUCCAGCGAUGUCCUCUCCAGCACGUCCACCAGCCUCUCCAGCCGCGUCCGUGCGGUGAAGAUGAAGUCGUCGUCCACCCACAGCACGUACUUGGUGGUUACUUGGGAUAUGGCCAGGUUUCGGCCUGCAAACCAACCCUGGGAGAAGGUGUAUUGAGCGCCCACUAGAUGCUAAGCACCAUUCUAAGAAUGCAGCGUGAAUAAGGCGGGUAGGAUUCCUGCUGCCACGGAGCUUACAUCCCGGGGACCCUCAACCCUGACAGGCACCAGUGAUUCUGAAGCAGGAAGUUCUGGCAUCACUACUCAAGACUGCAGACUGAAGGUGCGCCCCUCCUGGUGCCCGCUGGCGCACUCUUCAGCCUCAGGUUGCGCACCUUGCCGAAAGGCAUGAGAUAGUGCUCGAUGUGGAGUCCGCUAAUGCUCUCAGGCUUGUCGCUGUCGUCAGCGAUGACCACGGUGACCGUCGGGUAGAAGCGGCGGAUGCUGGCAAUGAGUGCCCGUAGCCGAUUGUAACGAAGGAAGGUCUUAGUGGCGAUGGUGACCAGAGCACUGAGGUUGUACUGGGCUGGGAGUGAGAGGCAGGGUGAGGUGCAGGCAAGGAGAGUAGGGAGUGAGGAGCAGGGCGGCAUCUCCCAGGGCUGCCCUCUCCCAACUUGCUCCCCAGGAGGCCUGGACCACUUCUCUGGGAAAGACAGCCUCACCUCCCUGGGAUAGAGAUCCAGGUGAAUACAGCCGAGGGUUGGGGGGGUGUCUUAUGCGAAUGGUGAAGGCUGCCUCAUGUCCCUCAGUGGAAAACCGGACUGGAAAGGAAGGACAUGAGAUGUGGCCCUUAUGGCUGGGACAACACUGUUUUUCAGUAAAUCGUUAUUUAAGUGUCUACUCUGUGUACUACCUUUCUAGGCCUGAUGGACAGGAAUGCAAGUUUCUUACCCCAUGGAACUUACAUUCUAAUAAGUGGGAGAAAGACAAUAAAAGAUGUAUUAAAAGUUAA